Molecule: messenger RNA, 1038 nt
Organism: Acomys russatus (golden spiny mouse)
Lineage: Eukaryota; Metazoa; Chordata; Mammalia; Rodentia; Muridae
Product: olfactory receptor 4K3-like
Exons: 1
Coding region: 4-942 (312 amino acids)
Biological process (GO): G protein-coupled receptor signaling pathway
Cellular component (GO): membrane
Molecular function (GO): olfactory receptor activity; G protein-coupled receptor activity
Source: RefSeq, a predicted model, not a curated record
AAAAUGGAUGGAGGCAAUCAGUCUGUUGUGUCAGAAUUUAUACUCUGGGGACUUACCAACUCAAAGAAUAUUCAGGUCUUACUCUUUGUGAUGUUUUCAAUGCUUUAUCUUCUCAUUGUUUCUGGAAAUAUUAUCAUCCUGAUCUUAAUAACCACUGAUCCUAAUCUCCAUUCUCCUAUGUACUUCUUGUUGGCCAACUUGUCCUUUGUUGAUAUGUGGCUUUCCUCAGUUACCACUCCUAAGAUGAUCACAGACUUUCUCAGGGAAAACAAGACCAUUUCCUUUGCAGGCUGCAUGUCUCAAGUCUUCUUUGCCCAUUGCAUUGCUGCAGGAGAGAUGGUGCUGUUGGUGGUAAUGGCUUAUGACCGCUACGUGGCCAUCUGCAAACCACUCCACUACUUUACCAUCAUGAACCUGAAAAGAUGCACUGGGUUGGUAUUGACUUCAUGGACGACUGGAUUUGUACAUGCCAUGAGCCACCUGGUGGUCAUUGUCCAGCUGCCCUUUUGUGGACCUAAGGAAAUAGAUAGUUUUUUCUGUGACAUGCCAUUGGUAAUCAAGCUAGCUUGCAUGGAUUCCGGUGAUUUGGAUGUUCUAAUGAAUGCUGACUGUGGGGUUGUGGCUGUAACCUGCUUUAUUCUGUUGCUUAUUUCUUACACAUACGUCCUUGUCACUGUUCGCCAGAGCUCUGGAGCUGGUGCCUCUAAGGCCCUGUCCACGUGCACUGCCCACAUCACAGUGGUGAUGAUCUUUUUUGCACCUUGCAUCUUUAUUUAUGUGUGGCCUCUCAAUAUCACCUGGUUGGAUAAAUUUCUUGCUGUAUUUUACUCUGUUUUUACACCUCUCCUAAAUCCAGCUAUUUAUACAUUAAGAAAUAAAGAGAUGAAAAAUGCUAUGAAAAGAUUUGUAAACAACUACCUGAAUCCCAAAGUAAAUUUCUAAUAUCCAGAAACCUGUACUAAUUACUUCACAUUGUGAAACCCACUGUUUGAAAUUGAUUUUAAUUCUGAAAAUAUAGUUUAUAUUCAAAAUUCACAC